Messenger RNA from Closterium sp. NIES-65, 2556 nucleotides. NCBI's taxonomy places the organism in Eukaryota, Viridiplantae, Streptophyta, Zygnematophyceae, Desmidiales, Closteriaceae. The record is from the annotation of a GenBank genome assembly.
AUGGCGCAAGGGGCAAGUGCAAGGCGAUGGCGCAAGGGGCAAGUGCAAGGCGAUGGCGCAAGGGGCAAGUGCAAGGCGAUGGCGCAAGGGGCAAGUGCAAGGCGAUGGCGCAAGGGGCAAGUGCAAGGCGAUGGCGCAAGGGGCAAGUGCAAGGCGAUGGCGCAAGGGGCAAGUGCAAGGCGAUGGCGCAAGGGGAAAGUGCAAGGCGAUGGCGCAAGGGGCAAGUGCAAGGCGAUGGCGCAAGGGGCAAGUGCAAGGCGAUGGCGCAAGGGGCAAGUGCAAGGCGAUGGCGCAAGGGGCAAGUGCAAGGCGAUGGCGCAAGGGGCAAGUGCAAGGCGAUGGCGCAAGGGGCAAGUGCAAGGCGAUGAUGGCCGGGCGUGUGAGCUGGUGCGAGUGAGUGCGGGGCGGGAGGAGACGGCAGGGGGGGUGGCGCAACAGGUGCUACGAGAUCAGGGCGUGGCGCUGGGCGCAGGGGGGACUGCAUCGCUGGUGUUCAAUGGGGUGGAGUGUGGUGGUUAUGAAGGCAACAGCAGGUGGUGUUGGCAGGAGGAGACGGCAGGGGGGGUGGCGCAGCAGGUGCUGCGGGAUCAGGGCGUGGCGCUGGCAGCAGGGGGGACUGCAUCGCUUGUGUUUAACGGGGUGGAGCUGGAUGAACGCUCCACUCUGGACCAGUGCGGCAUUCGAUCCGCUUCAGGGCGAGAGAGGCAUGGGGCAUCACAUCACGUGUGGGGGUGGUGGCAAGGCGUGGAGCAUCACAUCACGUGUGGGGGUGGUGGCAAGGCGUGGAGCAUCACAUCACGUGUGGGGGUGGUGGCAAGGCGUGGAGCAUCACAUCACGUGUGGGGGUGGUGGCAAGGCGUGGAGCAUCACAUCACGUGUGGGGGUGGUGGCAAGGCGUGGAGCAUCACAUCACGUGUGGGGGUGGUGGCAAGGCGUGGAGCAUCACAUCACGUGUGGGGGUGGUGGCAAGGCGUGGAGCAUCACAUCACGUGUGGGGGUGGUGGCAAGGCGUGGAGCAUCACAUCACGUGUGGGGGUGGUGGCAAGGCGUGGAGCAUCACAUCACGUGUGGGGGUGGUGGCAAGGCGUGGAGCAUCACAACACGUGUGGGGGUGGUGGCAAGGCGUGGAGCAUCACAUCACGUGGGGGUGGUGGCAAGGCGUGGAGCAUCACAUCACCACAGCAGCUGCCUUCCUCCCAGCGCUCUUCCUUCUCAGUCUCUCCGUGCUUCCUUCCAUCCCCAUUUCCCCACCUCCAUCCCCAUUUCCCCACCUCCAUCCCCAUUUCCCCACCUCCAUCCCCAUUUCCCCACCUCCAUCCCCAUUUCCCCACCUCCAUCCCCAUUCCCCACCUCCAUCCCCAUUUCCCCACCUCCAUCCCCAUUCCCCACCUCCAUCCCCAUUUCCCCACCUCCAUCCCCAUUUCCCCACCUCCAUCCCCAUUCCCCACCUCCAUCCCCAUUUCCCCACCUCCAUCCCCAUUUCCCCACCUCCAUCCCCAUUUCCCCACCUCCAUCCAUCCCCAUUUCCCCACCUCCAUCCCCAUUUCCCCACCUCCAUCCCCAUUUCCCCGCCUCCAUCCCCAUUUCCCCACCUCCAUCCCCAUUCCCCACCUCCAUCCCCAUUUCCCCACCUCCAUCCCCAUUUCCCCACCUCCAUCCCCAUUUCCCCACCUCCAUCCUCAUUUCCCCACCUCCAUUUCCCCACCUCCAUCCCCAUUCCCCACCUCCAUCCCCAUUUCCCCACCUCCAUCCCCAUUCCCCACCUCCAUCCCCAAAUUCCCACCUCCAACCCCAAUUCCCACUCCAUCCCCAUUUCCCCACCUCCAUCCCCAUUUCCCCACCUCCAUCCCCAUUCCCCACAUCCAUCCCCAUUUUCCCACCUCCAUCCCCAUUUCCCCACCUCCAUCCCCAUUUCCCCACCUCCAUCCCCAUUCCCCACCUCCAUCCCCAUUCCCCACCUCCAUCCCCAUUUUCCCACCUCCAUCCCCAUUUCCCCACUUCCAUCCCAAUUUCCCCACCUCCACCCCCAUUUCCCCACCUCCAUCCCCAUUUUCCCACCUCCAUCCCCAUUUCCCCACCUCCAUCCCCAUUUCCCCACCUCCAUCCCCAUUAUCUCACACUCGCCUGACAGGUGACAGGCCCCGCAUGACCAGUGGCAAGGCACAGAGCACCACCGCAGCCACUGCCUUCCAGCCUCUCUCUGCUCCAUUGCCUCACCCACACUCCUCCUUCCAUCUCCAUUGCCUCACCCACACUCCUCCUUCCAUCUCCAUUGCCUCACCCACACUCCUCCUUCCAUCUCCAUUGCCUCACCCACACUCCUCCUUCCAUCUCCAUUGCCUCACCCACACUCCUCCUUCCAUCUCCAUUGCCUCACCCACACUCCUCCUUCCAUCUCCAUUGCCUCACCCACACUCCUCCUUCCAUCUCCAUUGCCUCACCCACACUCCUUCCAUCUCCAUUGCCUCACCCACACUCCUCCUUCCAUCUCCAUUGCCUCACCCACUUUCCUCCUUCCAUCUCCAUUGCCUCACCCACACUCCCUCUGACAGGUAA